Molecule: messenger RNA, 2355 nt
Organism: Jaculus jaculus (lesser Egyptian jerboa)
Lineage: Eukaryota; Metazoa; Chordata; Mammalia; Rodentia; Dipodidae
Gene: Slc45a2
Product: solute carrier family 45 member 2
Exons: 7
Coding region: 75-1670 (531 amino acids)
Biological process (GO): transmembrane transport
Cellular component (GO): membrane
Molecular function (GO): sucrose:proton symporter activity
Source: RefSeq, a predicted model, not a curated record
CCGGCCUCCAUGUCAAAUCCAGUUUGGAGUACAAGCUGAGAAGCACGCAGAAAGGUCUCGCUUACCCGGUAGUCAUGGGUGGCGAUGGUGAUCCAGGUGGCACCCACGCCUACCAAGCUCUAGCCGAUGAGGAUUGUCCCUUUGACCCCAUGGAGCCACCCAGGAGGCCCACGGGGAAACUCAUCAUGCAUAGCAUGGCCAUGUUCGGGCGGGAGUUCUGCUAUGCGGUGGAGGCAGCGUAUGUGACCCCGGUGUUGCUCAGCGUGGGCUUACCCAAGAGUCUGUACAGCAUGGUGUGGUUGCUCAGCCCCAUCCUGGGAUUCCUGCUGCAACCUGUGGUGGGAUCAAUCAGCGACCACUGCCGGGCCAGGUGGGGCCGCCGGAGACCCUACAUCCUUGCACUGGGCAUCAUGAUGCUUCUUGGCAUGGCCCUGUACCUCAACGGAGAUGCUGUGGUGUCAGCUUUGGUUGCUAACCCAAGGAGGAAGCUGGUAUGGGCCAUAAGCACCACCAUGACGGGUGUGGUUCUCUUUGACUUUGCUGCCGACUUCAUUGACGGGCCCAUCAAAGCCUACUUGUUUGAUGUCUGUUCCCACAAGGACAAGGAGAAGGGGCUCCACUAUCAUGCUCUCUUCACAGGUUUUGGAGGUGCCCUGGGUUACCUUUUAGGUGCCAUAGACUGGGCCCAUCUGGAGCUGGGACGAGUUCUGGGCACUGAAUUCCAGGUCAUGUUUUUCUUCUCUGCCUUGGUGCUCAUUGUGUGUUUUAUUAUCCACCUGUGCAGUAUCCCCGAAGCGCCACUUAGAUAUGUUCCAAAAGACAUCUCCCCACAGCAAGCCCCCCAGGACCCUUCACUGUCGUCAGAUGGGAUGUACCACUAUGGUUCUAUUGAGAAAGUUAAAAAUGGUUAUGUAAACCAAGAGCUGGCAAUGGAAGGAGAAAAACACCAAAGGUCUGCUGAACAGACUCAGAGGACAAUGACCAUGAGGUCUCUGCUGAGGGCACUGGUGAACAUGCCUCCCCACUACCGCUGUCUCUGCGUCAGCCACCUCUUCGGAUGGACUGCCUUCCUAUCCAACAUGCUCUUCUUCACAGAUUUCAUGGGCCAGAUCGUGUACGGCGGGGACCCCUAUAGCGCACACAACUCCACGGAGUUUCUCACCUAUGAAAGAGGGGUGGAGGUUGGAUGUUGGGGCCUGUGUAUCAACUCUGUGUUUUCUUCCCUUUAUUCAUACGUUCAGAAAGCUUUGGUAUCCUACAUCGGAUUAAAGGGCCUUUACUUCAUGGGGUAUUUGCUAUUUGGCCUGGGGACAGGAUUAAUAGGACUGUUCCCAAAUGUCUACUCCACACUGGUCCUAUGUGCCUUGUUUGGUGUGAUGUCCAGCACACUGUACACUGUGCCCUUUAACCUCAUUGCUGAGUACCACCAUGAGGAAGAAAAGGAGAGGCGAGAGGCACCCCGCGUGGACGUGGGCAGCAGCGGGCGAGGCAAGGGCGUGGACUGCGCGGCCCUCACCUGCAUGGUACAGCUCGCUCAGAUCCUGGUCGGAGGUGGCCUGGGUUUCCUGGUCAACGUGGCCGGGAGUGUCAUCGUUGUGGUGAUCACAGCUUCUGCGGUGGCAUUGAUUGGCUGUUGUUUUGUGGCUCUUUUUGUUAGAUAUGUGGAGUAGGUCUUUAGAGAGACAUUGAUCCUCACCUCAGACAAGUGAAAUCCAUGGCCCGAAGCCAAGUGUUUUCUGAGGCUCUGCACGCUGCACACCCCGUGUUGGGGUUUCAGCCGGGUCAUCUGACAGGCCUUACUCUGAGCACUCUCAUGCACAACAGCCCCAUUUCCAGGCAUCAUUUGUCCUGACUGAGCCUGCAUGAGCAGGUGACAAAGGGUCAGUGUGGUAGGCUCACCUGCCUCAGUGAAUCUUCUCAGUGCUCCUCAGUGAAAGGGUGGGAGAGGAAUCGUCUCUUUUCAAAAGUGAUGCUUAGCUUUGAUAUGCAAUAUUAACUUUUGGACAAAAACACAGCAACCCAUGCAGAAUUGAGGAAUCAUGCAUUUUACCAACCCAAACACUGGAAUUAUUGCUGACAAUUUCUUUUAUGGCAUUGAAUCCAUAUUUAAUCCACUCAUAUUUAAUUCCUAUUAACUUGUGACAUCCCCAUCAAGUCUGCUUUGAACAUCUUAUGCUUAAACACCUACCACUUUAAAACAAUUUAUUUUGUUGACACAGUAAAAAUAUUUCCCUUGGGCUUAGUGGCUCAGGCAUUUGCCUGUGAAGCCUAAGGAUCCAGGUUCAAUUCCCCAAUACCCAUGUAAUCCAGAUGCACAAGGUGGAACAUGAGUCUGGAGUUUAUUUGCACUGGCUU